UAAUCUAGGAAAUAAGGAAGCGUAUUAAAAUAAAACCAGAGCCCAGAAGGUCAGGAGGACUCAUGCUCUGGGGAAAUCUGUCCUUGCACGUGAUCUGGGCGUCUACACCCGGAGCGGCUGGGGCCUCCUCCCCACCCCCAGGACCUGUGGGUCCCAGCGGCCUCCUAGCCUAGCCUCUCGGGGCAGUGGCCGCUGCUCGCGAUGGCGUUGCUGGCCACCUUCCUCUGCUGCCUGCUGGCUGCCUGGCCCUGCCACCCGGGCCUCGGGGUGCCCCUGGCGCCUGCCGGUCGCACUCCAGCAGUGGGACAGUUUUGGCAUGUGACUGACUUACAUCUGGACCCUACUUACCACAUUACAGAUGACCACACCAAGGUGUGUGCUUCAUCUAAAGGUGCAAAUGCCUCCAAUCCUGGCCCUUUUGGAGAUGUCAUGUGUGACUCUCCAUAUCAACUUAUUUUGUCAGCAUUUGGUUUUAUUAAGAAUUCAGGACAAGAAGCAUCUUUCAUGAUAUGGACAGGGGAUAGCCCACCUCAUGUCCCAGUACCUGAACUCUCAACAAGUACUGUAAUCAAGGUGAUCACUAACAUGACAUUGACCGUCCAGAACCUCUUUCCAAACCUCCAGGUUUUUCCUGCACUGGGCAAUCAUGAUUAUUGGCCACAGGAUCAGCUGCCAAUAGCCACCAGUGAGGUCUACAGUGCUGUGGCUGACCUCUGGAAACAGUGGCUGGAUAGAGAAGCCAUUAGCACUUUGAGGAAAGGUGGCUUUUACUCCCAGAAAGUUGCAAAUCAUCCAGACCUGAGGAUCAUUAGCCUAAACACGAACCUGUACUAUGGCCCAAAUAUCAUGACACUGAACAAGACAGACCCAGCAAAUCAAUUUGAAUGGCUGGAAAAUACACUCAACAGCUCUCUGCAAAAUAAGGAGAAGGUAUACAUCAUAGCACACAUUCCAGUGGGCUAUCUUCCUUAUGCGACUGGUACCCCAGCAGUGAGGCGCUACUAUAAUGAGAAACUGGUGGACAUUUUCAGAAAAUACAGCCCUGUCAUUGCAGGACAGUUCUACGGCCACACCCACAGGGACAGCCUUAUGGUUCUUUCCGACAGACAAGGAAGCCCAGUAAAUUCUGCAUUUGUGGCACCUGCUGUUACACCAGUGAGAGGAAUUUUAGAAAAAGAGACAAACAAUCCUGGUGUCCGACUAUUUCAGUACAAACCUGGUGAUUAUACAUUGCUGGACAUGUUACAGUAUUAUUUGAACUUAACAGAAGCAAAUCUAAAAGGAGAAUCCAAUUGGACACUGGAGUACAUACUGACUCAGACCUAUGGCAUUGCUGAUCUGCAGCCUAGGAGCUUACAUGGAUUGGCUAAACAAUUUGCUGCCAUAGACAGCAAGCAGUUCCUGAAAUACUACCAUUAUUAUUUUGUGAGUUAUGACAGCAGUGUAACUUGUGAUCAGAAGUGCAAGACCUUACAGAUUUGUGCAAUUAUGAAUCUUGACAGCAUUUCCUAUGGUGAUUGCCUCAAACAACGUUUUCUGAAGCACAGCCACUAGUAUUUCAGUCUUAUACAUAGAACAAAGAAAUCACAUCAUGGCGCCUGGGUGAUCAGUUGGUGAUCAGUUGGUGAGUGUCUCAGAAGAGUAACUCUCUGCACUUUCUUGUUUGUGAAUCUCAGAUACUGACAUCAGUAACAUUUGAAACUCUUACACAUUGAAUAUAUGUUAGCAGAGGGACAUUUAAACGUAAAUACCUUGUCUUCCAAGUUUGUACAAUGAUACCUAACUUAUACUCUUGUAAAAAUUGUCAUGUAUGCAAUAAAGCAGGUGACUUCUCCAUGGGUGUUACAGAGUUUUGCUUGCUUUUUUUGUUUUUGGUACUUGAGACAGACUCUCAAGCUAUAGCUCAGGCUGCGUGGGAACUCACUGUCUAGUUUCGAUUGGCCUGGAAUCCAACAGUAAUCUCCUUGCCUCAGUCUUACAAGGGUUGGGAUUAUAGUCAUAAACUACCAUGCCUGGUGGUACUUUUAAUGCCUCCUUUACUUUUAGGUCAAUCAUUUUCAGUCUUUUAAUUCCCUCUUGAUAGAGCCUCAUGUGUAAACCCUGCUUUAGAUGGUUUCACCACAUGUGUAAAUGGAGACUAGCAUUUUUGGUAUGUUCGGUCUACUCUUGGGAAAGUUCAAAGAUCUCUUUAGGGCUAUCUCCUGAGUCUCUAGACCAUCAUGGGCAUGUCCUGCCUAGCUUUAUUCCUUUUGUAUUCUAGGACUAGUGAUCUGUAAGAAUGAGAAUCACAUAUGGUGUACUUACUGCAAGACAGUUGGUCCUCCAUGAUGAUAUGAUGUUACAUGCCCUAUAAUCCACUGGCAGUUGAAAACUGUCACGUGUUCUUUGGAUGAUUCAUUUUAGUAAUGUGUGUUUUGCCAAAAGCAUAAAGCUAGAACUUCAGUGGGCUCCAGUGUAGAGAGUAGAGCUGACUCUGGACUUCCUUUCUGAAUAAAAUUCGAGGCUUGAUAAUAGUGAGGAUUGCUAAUUCAUUCGAUAAACAAAGUUAUGAUGGAAAAGUCAAUGACAUCAUGUUCUCAGAGAACUGACUCACUCUGAGUCAUUGCAUGGCUCAGUUUUCAAAGCCAAAUUGAAGGUAUAAUUCUUUAAUACUUGGUAAUUUGAUUCUAAAGUUAUACUUAAAAGUAAGCUCUCAAAAAAAAAAAAAAAAAAAAACCACCACACACUAAAAGAUACACUUAAAGUUCACAGAGCAUCAUUAUGUAAAAUGGACAAUGUAUCCAAACUUGUAAACCACAAAUACAAAUGAUUGCACAAUCACUUUUAGUAUGGAUAUAGAAAUCUAGCUGUUAAAGAUAAGUGCAUUGUUUCUUCUUUGGAGAACGAUUUGGGGUGAAGGUACAGAGACACUCUGAGGAUUAAAACACUCUAGCUAAGAGGAGACUAUCUCUGGGCUGAGGUGAUGCUAACGAGUUCCUGGUAUAUUUUAGAAGUAGAUUCAUUGCCAGUCUGUAUAUAAAAGAUAAUACACAAAGUUCUGAGCAUCCUAUUGCGAUUGGCAUUUCCUUUGGGCCACCAACCAGCUCCCAAAUAAAGACAUGGCGACUUGUUAUUAUGAAUGUUCAGCCUUAGCUUAGGCUUGUCCCACUGGCUCUUUUAACUUCAUUUAAACUAUUUGUAUUCAUCUACAUUUUACCUGUGGUCCUUUUUACCUUUCUUUCAUUCCGUAUGUCCUACUUUUCUGCUUCCUCAUUAUCUGGUUGCCUGACCCCUGGUGUCUUCCUGACAUCUAUUUUUCUUUCUUCUUCCAAUCCUAAAUUCCUUCUCCUAUUUACUCUCCCUGUCCAAAAGUCAUGCCUAUACCUCCUCCCUCACUAUUGGUCAUUCAGCUUUUUAUUUGACCAAUCAGGUGCCUUAAGCAGGCAAGGUAAAACAACAACGCAUCUUUACAUAAUUAAACAAAUGCAACACAUUUUUACAUAGUUAAACAAAUAUUCCACAACAUGAUAAAUACAGCACAUCUUUACAUAGUUAAACAAAUAUUCCACAACAUAAACAAAUGCAACACAUCCUUGCACAGUUAAAUAUUCAGCAACAUCUAGUGAAUGGUAAUAUGAGAAGGGAGUUGGGCUUCCUGAAGAAGUUAAGGUGGAUGGCAGGAUAUGAUGGUCAGAACAACACAAUAUAAACAUUAUUGUGUGUUACAGCAAGCUCAGCAUACCCAAGAAUCCUAGUUCAUAAUAUGUUUGUCCCCACAUAUAUGUUCUUGAAUGAGAAUGUCUCCCCAUAGGCUCAUGUGUUUGAAUACUUGGUCACAAUUGGUGACUUGGUCACAAUUGGUGGUGCUGUUUGGGAAGGUUUGGGGGAGUUUGUUGCCUUUUUGGAGGAAGUACAUCACUGGAGGUGACUGAGAAUUUCAAAGACUCUUGCCAUCUCCAGGGUUUUCUCUCUGUUUCUUGCUUGUGGUCCAGGAUGUAAGCUCUCAAUUUCUGAUCCAUCUGGCAUGCCUGCCACAUCCCUGUGAUGGUCAUGGACUGUAUCCUGUAGAACUGUAAACCCAAAUAAACAUUUCUUCUCUAAGUAAUCUCAGUCAUGGUAUUUUAUUACAGCAAUGGAAAAGACAGGAACCAAACCAUCUCAGACUGGUUUUGUGAAUAAGAUUAUUUCUCUGAAACUAUAUUUGUUUGUGACUUAAUAGAAAUGUAUCCUCUAUCCACUUCUCUGCUGGUACAGUUAUAACUGAAACCAUUCUAGACAAACCACUGUGGGGCAUUUAAGUGAGAGAAUAAUAAAUAGUAUUGAUUUAAUUAUU
Messenger RNA from Phodopus roborovskii (desert hamster), 4312 nucleotides. RefSeq names its product sphingomyelin phosphodiesterase acid like 3A (gene Smpdl3a). The record is from RefSeq and is a predicted model, not a curated record. The coding region runs from base 202 to 1554 and encodes 450 amino acids. Lineage: Eukaryota; Metazoa; Chordata; Mammalia; Rodentia; Cricetidae. The transcript has 8 exons. Gene Ontology annotation, biological process: sphingomyelin catabolic process. Gene Ontology annotation, molecular function: sphingomyelin phosphodiesterase activity.